This is a messenger RNA of Nakaseomyces glabratus, 417 nucleotides long. RefSeq names its product mitochondrial 37S ribosomal protein mS38 QRI5 (gene QRI5). The record is from RefSeq and is a predicted model, not a curated record. Lineage: Eukaryota; Fungi; Ascomycota; Saccharomycetes; Saccharomycetales; Saccharomycetaceae.
AUGCAGAAGUUGAAGCUCAAGUUGAUGCUGAACUGCUCAAGCAUAGCUACAACUACAAGCGCAAGGAUGUCUUUGUUGCGGAUGGUGAGGCCGUUCAUGGCUGUGGUGCCGGGCGUGCGUCGUGUCUCCAGUGUACCAGUCGCCGGCGUGCGAGUGUCAAUGCCUAUGCCAUUUGGGAAGAUGCCACUGCCGUUACGAGCAUCUAUACAAACAACAGUACAAGCAACAGUGCAAGCAACAGUGCAAACCAUGCAACCAACCGUGCAACCACUACCUGUGACGCCGCAGGCGCUGGACAAAGAGGUGUAUGUCGACUCUGUGAUGCGGAAGCGGAGGAAGAAGAUGAAGAAGCACAAGCUGAGGAAGCGCAGGCGGAAGGAGAAGGCAGAGCGGAGGAAGCUGUCCCAAGGCCGCUAG